GCGCCGGCGGCCGCCGCCCGGUGCGGGCCGAUUGAGCGGCCGGGGCCCCGCCGCCAUGGCCGGGGUGGUGCGGAGCCUGAGCCGCUGCCUGCUGCCGGCCGAGGCCGGGGGGCGCGGGGAGGCGCGGCGGGAGGCCAAGGAGCGCGGGCGGGACGCGGAGCGCGAGGCGCGGCGGCGCAGCCGGGACAUCGACGCGAUGCUGGCCCGGGAGCGUCGGGCUGUGCGGCGCCUCGUCAAGAUCCUGCUGCUGGGCGCGGGCGAGAGCGGCAAGUCCACCUUCCUCAAGCAGAUGCGCAUCAUCCACGGCCGCGAGUUCGACCAGAAGGCGCUGCUCGACUUCCGAGCCACCAUCUACGAGAACGUCCUCAAGGGUUGCAGGGUUCUGGUUGAUGCCCGGGACAAACUAGGAAUCCCUUGGCAGUACACGGAGAAUGAGAAGCAUGGAAUGUUUUUGAUGGCUUUUGAGAACAAAGCUGGAAUGCCCGUAGAGCCUGCCAUGUUCCAGUUGUAUGUACCUGCACUGAGCGCACUGUGGCGGGAUUCUGGGAUCAAGGAAGCUUUUAGUCGCCGAAGCGAGUAUCAGUUGGGUGAAUCGGUGAAAUACUUCCUGGAUAACCUGGAUCGGAUUGGCCAGCUGAAUUAUUUACCAAGCAAGCAAGAUAUUUUGCUGGCUAGGAAAGCUACCAAGGGAAUUGUAGAGCACGACUUCAUCAUUAAAAAAAUACCUUUCAAGAUGGUGGAUGUGGGUGGACAAAGGUCUCAGCGGCAGAAGUGGUUCCAGUGUUUUGAUGGUAUAACUUCAAUUCUGUUCAUGGUCUCCUCCAGUGAAUAUGAUCAGGUUCUCAUGGAAGACAGGCGCACAAACAGACUGGUGGAAUCCAUGAACAUCUUCGAGACAAUAGUCAAUAACAAGCUGUUCUUUAAUGUUUCUAUCAUCCUGUUCCUCAAUAAAAUGGAUCUUCUGAUAGAGAAGGUAAAGACUGUCAGCAUUAAGAAGCAUUUCUCGGACUUCAGGGGUGAUCCUCACCGGCUAGAAGAUGUUCAACGUUACCUGGUGCAGUGUUUUGACAGAAAAAGGCGAAACCGCAGUAAGCCACUCUUCCAUCACUUCACCACUGCCAUAGACACUGAAAACAUCCGCUUUGUGUUUCAUGCUGUGAAGGACACAAUCCUUCAAGAGAACCUGAAGGAUAUCAUGUUGCAGUGAAAGAGUGCAGCCUUGUUUUAUUGCAGUCUACCAGAGUUAUAGCUCAAAGUUGGGUUUUUUUGUUCUGUUUUUGUUUUUAUCUUCGUGGCCCUUGCGUGUGGUUUAAGACCCAUGCUAUUUACUUGGCUCAGGAAUGCUGUAAAUUAGCCAGUCCAAACAGGCGCUAUUGGCAGAAGAAAUCAAACAAUCUUAGCUACUGAAUCAUUUGAACUAAUGACACUACUGAAAAGUGGCCAUUGUAGGUUUGAUGCCCAGUUGGAAUAGUGAAUAACAGUUACCUUCUGCCUUUAUAGAACAAUCUAAUUUCUUUGACAAACCAUGUAAGGAAGACACUUUUUAAUGGAAAUUACUCUGUAAGGACAGUAGCCAUACAGACUGCCUUUCUCUGUAGUUAGAAGGUGCUGAAUUCAUCGGUCUGACGUAAAUCAUAACAAGAUUGGUAGUUGUAUUGAAAAAUAAGCAGCAAGUUGAUCAAAAUUUUACACCCAGUCCUUAAACACAUAACCAGAUCUGCAUGCGUAUGCAGUAUUUGCCAAGGAUCUGGAGUCCCUUUGCCAAGGUGGAUGCACACGUCUUGUCUGAAGAUCUCGCAUCUAUAUCCAAAAACACAAGUCUAGGACUGUGUAAAGGAAACCCAGCCGGCCAGUUUGGGGUCAAAUGAAGAACUAAGGCCUGGUUGACGUGGACAAAGUUUUAUUUUGCACUACGUGUACUGUGUUUUACAUCCAUUGGGAACUGACUUCGGUAGUACAGCUUUGAGGCCUCUACUAGAGUAUUUGACCACGCAACUGCACUUAGUGGGUGCGCUAGUUCAGUGUUGAAUUUCUAGAAAUUUCACUUUUCUCUCUCCUGCAGUUAGCAGUAUUUGUAAAGCUCCCAUCUCAGAUGGCAGGGCUUUAUCUGUCUUCAGUGUGGCAGCUGAUUUUAAGCUUUGCAAAAAAAAUGGUUUUGGUAGUACAGCAGCUGCUUGAUCUGUUCCUAACUGCUUACCUUUAUAGGAAAACCGAACACACUACAGAGAUCCCAAUUCUACAGCUGCACUGAUUAUAUUUGCUCAGCAGGACUCUGCUGUAAAACUAGCCCUUAAUCCAUCUCUUAGUGGGAUCGUUAACCUAUCUUAAUGCACAUAUAGUUUAUAAAUAAGCAGUCAAGUCUAGAAUUGCCCAUUUUAGGCGAUGGUGUGCGUGUGUGUGUGAGUGAAAUUGCAAGAGGCUGUGAAUAAUGUUGAUGUGAACUGUUAAAUUCCUAGCUCUCUAAACUUUUGUAGUUACCUGUCAGGUGCCUUUCUUUGUGUACAAAUACUUCAAACUUGUCUGCUACAAUGAGGUACAUGAACAAAAUUCAGAUCUGCCUUUAUUUCAGUGCUAAAGUGUUGUCUUUCAGGGAACUUUCAAACUCAUGUUUACUGUGCAAUUGGUACCAUUAUAUUCAUUCUGUAAUAACAUUUUAAGGGCUGCCUCCACCUGUACUAAGUCAGCAAUAUCCCUUUGAGUCUUGUCCUCCUUGAGGCUGGAAUGGUAUAUCAGAAUAAGCAACCAUAACUGCUGCAGUUAAAUCUCCUGGGAAAUGUUUUUCUAUAAAGAACUCCAGAACAGGGUCCUGUUGUGCUUUUUAGCUUGGAUAAAAUCUGGAAUCCUGUUUCCUUUGUGGUUUGCAGAAGUUCCUAUCAGGAUUUGUUUUGUGAAUAGAGCUUCCUAAUGCAGAAAAAAUACUUGUCGUUUUCUUUCUGCAGGCCUCAGGAGUGGAAAAGGAUGUGGUGGCGUUAGUGCUGUAUAAUGCAAAUAAAGUGUUGGUAAAGUAAACUGGUAAGGAACUGCAGACAAAAAUCUAUUUCUCUUUAAAAUUACACUUCUUCUACAUGGCACAUUUAAACAGCAAUUAAUUGCAUUAGUAAGAAGUCUUAUUUCCCAGGACCAAUCUUUUUUUUUUUUUUUUUUUUUUUUAACUCUUCACUAUAAUUAGCAAUUUCUUAACAGAGGAAGGGAGCAAGUCUCUGUCCCACCGGGAAUGUUCUGCAGUGGUUUAGAUGGGAGAACUGCUUCAGCUGUUACAUUUUGGAAAGGUAAAUGCUUUUAACAUGAACUGAUACAAAUAGCAGCUAGGGGAUCAAGUGAAAUGCAUUUUUGCUGAACUUGUCCAUUCAUUAUUUGGUUAAACUAGAUGUAAAGAUUUUUUUUUUGCUUCAGCAUUCAAGUAUAGACUUUGCUAGCAGGAGCCUCUGCUCUAUAGAGGACUUCAGGAGGCGAAGUAACCUCACUUCCCAGUUGAUUGAUUUUUUUUUUUUUUUUUUUUUUUUUUUUUUUUUUUUUUUUUGUAUGCGUCUGCUGCGCUAUUUCACAGGUGUUCUGGAUGGGAAAAUGUACUUGCUUAAAUUAUUUGAUAAAACAUUCCCUUUAAUAUUUUCCUAGAGGUGUUUGUUUUACAUAUGAAAUCUACUGUAAUUUUUAAUUAAGAGAUUGAAUUAUUCAUUUAAUGAGUGCUUAAAGUUUUGUAUUCUUGGUCUCCUUAUCUCUUUAAAAGAACUAAAAAGCAAAUAAAUGCAGUGUAUAGUUUGAAAGGUAAUGUUUAACUUACUGUAGUUGCACCCUGAAAAGUGGGUUUCCCAUGUAUAAUCUUGACAGUUUGAUAACAAGCUGGUUUAAUUGAGUAGUAAAUAGCCAUUCCUUCUGGCAUGAUGCGGCUGCUUUGCACUGUUAUGUUAGCAUGUAGAGAUCCAAGAGGAUCACUUCAGCCCCACUUUCCUCCCGAUGCAGUGAGGGGCAUAGCUCUAAUGCAUCUAGUUGUCAUUGAUGCCCAGGUACUGUUCAGCCCUUUGGGUUACUUUGACUGUAAUCUGGCGGUAUUUCUUCACGCAGGCUGGUCCAAGAGCAGGGAACUGCCUAGGAACUUUUCUUAUUCCACAAAUCAAGAUUGCAGUGCAUCCCUCUCAUCUUUGGUGGAGGAUCUGGUGUGGUUCUCAUGGUCAGUGCCCUUGGGUUUCCUAAGAUCUGAAUGAUCUCCAUAAAUCUGUAAUUUAAGCCUUCUGUCUCAAGUAGUACUACAUGAUCAUCAGGGAUCUGGGUUUUCCAUUUCCUGCACGGAAGAAAAAAGUGGAUUUUCCCCUUUUGCAAACAGCCUUCUGCAGGCUGACAGAGUUCCAGCCUGCAAUGAGCUGCUUGCCUAAAGGGUGCAAAACCCUAAGCCCUGUCCAGAGGGCAGGGCCAGGGCUUACUCAGACUCAUUUUGCCUCCCGCAGCCUUUGGGAUAAAUAGGACCUGGAGGAGUUGGCGUGGGGGGCAGCUGGGGCCCCCUUCAGCAGGCCUGGGGUGGGGCAGGGGGCUGCGGGUUGGGUGUGAGGGGCAACAGCAGGGUGCUGCAAAGCAGGUUGGGGCGGGGGGAGGAGCAGCAGCUGGACCCACGUCCUGGUGAGUGAAGGUGGUAAAGGGAGCUCUGGUUUUGGGUUUUUUUUUUGGGGGGGGGGGGGUGUUCCAUGAUAAAAACAAAACAAAAUCAAAGACCAAAAUAUAUAGGUAUUUACACUUCAUUUUAUUAUAAUGAUUGAGGCACUGGCAGGCUUCCAAAUUUCUUUAAAAUUGUAAAUAUAUCAAUAAAACAAGUUCAUCUGAUACCUAUAUGUAUAGUGGCAUUUCAUUUUAAUCAUGGGAAAAUGUGGAUUUGGGGUUUUUAUCAGCAUUUUGGUAUUUUUUUUAACAAAGAAAACCAGUAUCCUUGAUGAUCAUUGACACUCCCUGCAGUUGGUUGACAAGCUUAAUAUUGGACCUGACUGUGAAGGUGCUGCAUAGCAAGAGCUGUACAAAUUUAUUAACUUUAUCAAAAGCCAUCACCAUGGCUUUGGGUACACAUAUGGAAAACUUGGUCUAGCUGCUUUUUUUGUGGUUAUGGUUUUAAAAAGAGAGAGACUGGAAUAGGGUAAGCCUAGAUGUUACGAUAUUUCACUGACUGCUGCAGGGAGUCCAGCACAUGGCUGUUUUUGCUUUGAACCUAAUACAUUUGAUGCACAGUUCAAAUAUCUUAUGAAAGCAGCCCACAGAAGCAGCCUGUAUUGGGUAGAUCUGCAACUUAGACAAACUUUGUCCCAGAAUGUUUUGUCCAGAUACAAUGGGACUUGAUUGAAGAAUUUCAGUGGAAGACCACAGCAGUCACCCCAGCAGGUUCUUCUCUUGCUGGAGUCUGGAUGAAUAAAUGUUGUUUAAUUGGCAAAUUAUAUUUACCUGGCUAAGAACUAGUUAAAUACACACCCUGCUUUUUUCAGUACCGGAUUAUCUAGAGCUACAGUUCAGCAAAGCCAGAAGUCUGUAAUUAAUUUACUAAUGCUGAAUUCAAGCAGCCAAACUUGAUCUCCUGCUCAAUUCUCUUAUAAGAAACCAGUAGUAGCUUUAUUUUCCACUGACAUCCUGGAGACCACUUGCAGGUAAACACAGCUGGGCAAGAAAGCUCUUUUAGUAACUUUUGUUGGGCUAUUGUUCAUCCAAGUAGGCAGGAAACAGUUUUUCCUGUAACCCAUAAUCAGAUGGAGGAUUUGAAUGUAUACUUAAAAAAAAAAAAUCAUCCAGAUCUCGUCACUAUUCCUCAUGUGUCACUUGUAGAUCAUUGACAGGGUUGUUCCAUGAGCGGUGUCUCCCGCAAGGACAAAGAGAGGAAAUGCUUGCAGCAUGUUAAAGGAGGCAACCCUUAUGUAAACUAGCAAUAAAUAAAACAGUGACAGAUUAGAGGCUUGUACUAAACAGGGCUUUAUUAUCCUGUAUCUUCAAAAUGGUGAGCUUGGCACAAGACACCUUUAAGUCAUGGGUAAUUACCACUCUCAAAAAAGCUGACCAGGAAGUUGUACCCUGAGCCAACCACAUUUUGCAGGGCAGUUAGUACUCCAGAAUUACCAAAUGAUUUACUUGGCGGAUGGGUUUUAAAUGUUGGAUUGUUUACUUAAAAGCUUACUUCACAGUUGUAUUUAAGUGACACGUUUAAUAGGCCACUGCUGUUUUUAACAAGCCAUUAAACCAGACUCCUGAGAUGUGGAGGGAGCAAGAGGUCUUGACAAUGAAGGUUUAAUGGAGUUAAGCGUAACAGCCGCUUGACUUUAAAUUACAGCUCCUUAGGAUGUCUCUAGUUCUCAUCAACGUUAAACAUCUGAUUCCCAUUUCAUACGAUACAGCGGAGCAGAACUGAGCGUGCUGACUUUGUGUAAUUACACGUUUAAAAGUCUCCUGUCAAAUCUUGAGCAAGGCUCAAACGUGUCCAAAGGAGCUUCUGAAGCCAGCCCCUUCUGCCAGCUUUUUCAAAGCUAACAAUGGGUUAACAGUGCUGGCUGAGGUUCAGCUGGAGCGGAGCAUUUGUAGUUCAGAGGUUCUGGUUUGGAAGGAGCUCUGGGAGUGUGGGAGGAGCUCGUGAAGCUGAUUAUGUGGCCAUGUAGGCUACAGUUUCACUGUGUUGGAGCCCCGACAGCAGCUGAAAUGGAGUCGCUGGUGUGAAAAGCAGCCUCCCAUCAAUGCAUUUGCAGCACUAACUUCCUUUUUCCCAGGGAGGGGUGGGGAAGGGUAUCACAAGGAUUGUAGGGGGUUAUGCAAGCAAUGAGAAGGUGUCACAUUUUGAUGGGGUUUUAAUUUUUCUAGUUCAUGUCUUGUGCACAGGCUUUUUCCUUCCCCCCCCUCCCCUCCCCUCCCCUUCCCUUCCCUCUACAGUCUAGCCUUUGUUUAAUGCUGGCUGUCUAAACGCUAGAGAAAAUGGAUGUUUAACAUCACUGUUUACAUGGGGCCUGGUUUCUGUGCGUUUCAGAGCCCUCUUGUGUUUCCCAUACAUGUAUCUUAUCCAAGGCUGGCAAAAGUGGGAGUCUUGCUCAGCAAGUCUCGGUCUAGAGGAACUUCUCUUUGCAUUCCUUUCUUUUCAGUAUCUUUGCUGGCAGCCAUUGUUAUGCUUUUGGGGUGAGGCUGCUUACACUGGCUAGUAGGAAAUGGUGUUGCAAGCAGCUGCCUCUCAAAAUUCAUCCAUGGUCCUGAAUUCUGCCAACUUGGGGGAAAAAGUUGCUUUUGAAUUAUUAUCCUGAAGCCAAUUGCUGUAGCCAAGGAAAGUUGGAAUUGAUAAAGUACCAGGUGUUGAGCAGUCCUGGUGGACAAGUGCAUGCAGAGAGGGAGUCUGCAAAGAAGUCCAGUGAUCAGAGAAACUGGAAAUUGGUGAUGGAGCCACUGGAGAGGGUAGUAAUCCUUUUUCCUUGAGCAGGCACAAGCUGGAAGGCCCAGGACCACUUCAUUUGUGCCCUAAGCUGACAGCUCAGGGACAGUACUUUGAAAUGUAGAGGUAAUGAAUGUUUGUAUGGCCUUUCUUAUUACACCACUGAGCAGGACAAUGGGAACUGAACUCUCAUUGUAUAAUACCGGACUAGGUUUGCAGUUAGUCCUUUAGCUCUUGGGUUGCUCUGAUCAGUGAAAUGUAAAUGUUUACGAUGAUGAUCCUCGUGUUCUUGCUUGAAACUGAACCGUGCAAGCAAGCUGAGUAACCACCAUGUAAGUUGUGUAAUUGGGCUGUAACCGGCAGCUCACAGUUGCAGUAAUAGGACAUGCCCUAUGCUUUGCCUUUGAUUAGAUUCCCUAGUGUAGACGCUUGACCUUUUUUGCAAGGCCUUGGGUGGGUUUUUUUCUUAAAUUUGGUGGGGGUUGUAUGUGGGGGAGGGGGAAACUCCAAGUGCUGUUUGAGAGUAGCCUUUAUAUGUUUCCCAAAGUUUCAAACAAUGAACCUUGAGGCCUGAAUUAGAUUUGACACUUUUUUCAACAGAUGUUCAUGUCCAGCUGGCCAUUAGUACUGUCAGACAACCUGCUUAAUGCCCACCUGGGGCAAUAAAAACUAGAGGCUGGAGAACACCCCCAUUUGUUUACUCAAGUAUCCAUCCUCUCUGAUGGAGGCAGUAUUGAUUUCUGCAAACUAAUAGUAAUGUACUUCUUCAUAGAGGUGUCAAGUACAAAAUGAAUGGGGUGGAGGAGAGGUGCUUUAUAGCACUUCCUUUCUAAGCCCCUCUUGUUUGUGCCCCUUCUCCUGUAAUGCAAGAAAAGUUGUGGGUAGGGAUGUUUUAGCAGAUCACCUAGAGAAUAGUUUACUUACAAAAUGGAGCAAUGUUUCAGAUUUCUAGCUGACAUCAGACCUGGGACAUGUUUUUAACUAGGGUAGUCUGUGCCAGUCUUAGGCUGAAAGAGCAUCAAAUCCACUGCCUGCUCACUUCUACAUAAGGUCACCCCAGCCUAGAGAUGACCUCCAACAGGGCAACAUAGCACCGCAGUACUUGUGUGGCUCCUGCCUGGGCUGGGCCUAUUUUUGUGGCUACCUGGAGAGAUCUCCGCUUUGGAGCCAUGAAUCACGCUUUUGCAACAAACACUACAUUUGCUUCAUUCGCUACUUAAAGGACACUACAUUGUUUUACACAAACGAGAAUGAGAAGCCAAAAUAUUUGGAGCCAGGGUACCCCGUGAACCAAUCAGGUGGUACCUCUGUUUGCUCACACCACUGAGUCAGACAGCUGGGCCUUGACUAUGAAUUGCCUGACUGUCUCUUUUUUUAAAAGGGUAUCCUAAACACAGUGUUUAGGUUUGUCUGCAUGUUGACAUGCCUGCCUUUCCGUGGGAAGGGGGGGAGGUACUGGAUGACUCCAGUGCCAGGAGAGCUAGGGCUGCUUUGGUGUAUUCUGUAAAUUGCUAUAGUUUCCUUCUUGGCCUACAUCUAUAUUUCAUCUCUGCUGGCCAACGUAAAGAUGGGCUUUUUGGUAAAAUGCCAAAGUACAUGAGGGAAGGGGGUGGAGGGGAAAGGGACUCUAGUUUCUAAACAGAUCCUGAAUGCUGCUGUGUAAAGGCUGAUUGUACUGAACAAACAAAAGCCCACAGCGGUGACUCUGAGCUCAGGUGACUGACUCCUGGGAGCUUUUUGGCUGCUUGUUACAGCAGUAAGUUGGAACUUCUCUGCCUGCCUGCUUCUCCAUUGGAAAGAUCCUCUUCAGCUAUUCUUCAUUGUGCUAUAGGCACCUAAUCCCUUUAUAUGUGGUCUGCAAGCCUUUGAUAGGCAGCAUGUCUUACACCAGUUUAAAACCUUGAAGAAACAUUUUGAUGCAUAAACAGAGAUUGCCAGAUGAGUGAGACACCUGGUAUGGGAGAAGGGUGACUGCUUCCGGUAACCAAGACCUGAGGGGAGUUUGCUCACUCAGAGUGACUUUACUGUCUCUUAGUAUUUCUGCCCAGUAAUUGCUUCAGUCAGACCAUGCUUCAUGGUAAGCUGCUGGGCAGGUGGCUUUAGACAAUAGUGCGAGGAUGAUCUCUCAGCAGACCACAGGACUUCAAGGCACUGCCGUAAAUUCUUUGCAAGUUGUGCGCAUGAGCGCGUUCAAACUUGCAUUUGCCUCGUAGCCUUUACAGUCUAUGGGAUAAAGAGCAUUUUUGCAAAUGAGCAUGUUUCAUUAUUUGGAUUUGCCCAAUGGACUAGAAGAGCUAAUACAUCUUUUUAUUAAUUAAACUAAAUGUCCGCUAAACAGGAUCUCCAAAGACUACACUUAACACAAACAGCCAAUUCUAUCAUUUGUUUGACAAAGCUGACUUUUUUUAAUAUGGUUUGAUACAUGUGAAAAUGAACUGACAAAACACUAGUUAAUCUUGUGACACAAUCAUGUAGCCAGGAAAUCAAUGCAAAGUAUUAUCUUCUACUCUGCAGUUAACUUAACUCUGCGGUGCCUAUGCAUUGUAGCACACAUCCUAUGCAAUGCCAUGCAACUCUAAACUAGCUCACUGCUCGCUGCCAUGGGCAGGAAAGGCCUUAGCCUUAAUUUCUAACAGCUUGUACGUACUUGAAAGACAGUGACAAACUAAAAUGAGUUAAGGUGAAAAUUGCAUAAUGGAAAAGCACAGUGUCAGACUGCCCAUUGAAGUGUCUUUAUAAAGCACCAAAACAGCAUCCAUAAUAGAAGCAGCCUAUUUGCUGUGAUAGUCUCAAUUUUAUGAAAACUGUGUACUAGAUAAAAUUUAUAUUGUGAUGUGUACAAAGUGUAUUUUAUAGCUUUGGUGAAUUAGUUUACUGUUUUGUAUAUAUGAAUUUUAUAAAUCUAUUAAAACUUGACUUGUUAUACUGUU
Messenger RNA from Alligator mississippiensis (American alligator), 10299 nucleotides. It is a transcript of the gene GNA12, whose product is annotated as G protein subunit alpha 12. The coding region runs from base 56 to 1207 and encodes 383 amino acids. Gene Ontology annotation, biological process: adenylate cyclase-modulating G protein-coupled receptor signaling pathway; Rho protein signal transduction. Gene Ontology annotation, molecular function: GTPase activity; guanyl nucleotide binding; D5 dopamine receptor binding. NCBI's taxonomy places the organism in Eukaryota, Metazoa, Chordata, Crocodylia, Alligatoridae. The transcript has 4 exons. The record is from RefSeq and is a predicted model, not a curated record. Gene Ontology annotation, cellular component: brush border membrane; heterotrimeric G-protein complex.